This is a messenger RNA of Andrographis paniculata, 4680 nucleotides long. Its product is annotated as DExH-box ATP-dependent RNA helicase DExH5, mitochondrial-like. Bases 244 to 3864 code for a protein of 1206 amino acids. The record is from RefSeq and is a predicted model, not a curated record. NCBI's taxonomy places the organism in Eukaryota, Viridiplantae, Streptophyta, Magnoliopsida, Lamiales, Acanthaceae. Gene Ontology annotation, molecular function: RNA binding; ATP binding. Gene Ontology annotation, cellular component: intracellular anatomical structure; nucleus. The transcript has 19 exons.
CUCUCAGUCGGUCGGAGUCGUUGAGUCAAGCAGCAAUAAAUCGCUCUCCGCCUCGCCUCGCCUGCCUCAGCCUGGAUGGCAUCGACAAACCAUCUCUUCUCUAAUCUCUAAUUUAAUCUAAGUUCUUUCUUCCCCCACCCACCCCCUCGGUUCCCCGUCGCUCGCACCGCUGCCGUCAAACCCUUUACUAUCCCCGUCCGACCGAUCGCCGGAACAUUCAAGGUCUGGACAUUUCUGCAUUGCAUGUACCUCCUCUGCCUCAAAUCUCCUCCUCCAUAUUCUCCCCCCAAAACCCUAAAUUCCCACCCCCCUACUCCUCUGUACCCAAUCUUCCGAAUGAAGGACCGCCCUCCUUCUUACGGGGCCCUCUAUGUGCCUCCCCACCACCGCCGCCCCGCAACCACUACUGCCUCAUCCCCCACCGAUUCAGAUGUUACCACUUACCACCCUCCUGACCGUCCGAGCUCGUUAUCUACUUCUAAAGUUAAUUGGACUGAUAGUUGUCAUGCUGUUGAUUCUUAUCCUUACUUUCCACCUCAAUCAUCUCAGAAGCAUUGCCAACAACUGAGGGAAAUUUGGCGACGUGAUGAGGUGGCCGAGCAAGGGUCCCAACGUGAAUUCGAGUUUUCAUCACAACCUAGUACUACUUCAGAGAAUAUGAUCGCAUGGAAAUGGAAAUUGAAUUCUCUUUUGCACAAUGCUGAUAAGCAAGAGCUAAUAUCAAAAGAGAAAAAGGAUAGGCGUGAUUUUGAGCAAAUAGAAGCUUUAGCAACUGCAAUGGGCUUAUAUAGUAACAUGUAUGUGAAAGUGGUUGUUGUCAGCAAAGUUCCAUUGCCCAAUUACCGGUUUGAUCUUGACGAGAAGCGUCCCAUUAGGGAGGUGAUCUUGCCCCCCAACUUAGUUAAACGCGUGGAUGCAUAUCUUGCUGAAUACAUAUGUCAGAAGUACAGGAGCACGGAUUCCUUUUCAAGAUCAAUUAGUGAUGCUGAUAUCUGUGAUGAAAGCCUCUUUGACCAACUGGAUUCACUUCCACAUGGUAACACUCCCAUGGAAAAAUUUUCCUGGCAAAGAAGUCUGCAUAUGCGGGAUGAACAACGCACUUGGCAGGAAUCUCCUGACGGUAGAAAGAUGAUGGAAUUUCGCAAUAGUCUCCCUGCUUGUAAGAAGAAAGAAGUUAUCGUGAGUGCUAUUUCACAGAACCAGGUUGUCAUUAUCUCAGGUGAAACUGGUUGUGGGAAAACUACUCAGAUUCCCCAAUUUAUUUUGGAGUCUGAGAUUGACUCUAUGCAUGGGGCCACAUGUAAUAUUAUAUGCACUCAACCUAGAAGAAUUUCUGCGAUUUCAGUGUCUGAGAGGAUAUCUGCUGAGAGAGGGGAGAAACUGGGGGAAACAGUUGGAUAUAAAGUUCGGCUGGAGGGUAUGAAAGGAAAAAAUACGCACCUCCUCUUCUGCACAACUGGAAUAUUGCUCCGCAGAUUGUCUGUUGAUAGAAACUUAAUGGGGGUGACUCAUAUUAUUGUGGAUGAAAUUCAUGAGCGUGGGAUCAAUGAAGAUUUUCUGCUCAUUAUUCUCAAAGAUCUUCUUCCUCGCCGACCAGACUUGAGGUUGAUUUUGAUGAGUGCAACUUUAGAUGCAGGACUUUUUUCAACAUACUUUGGUGGGGCUCCAGUGGUCCAUAUUCCGGGUUUUACUUAUCCAGUACAGACUCAUUUCUUAGAAAAUAUUUUGGAGGCAACAGGGUAUCAGUUGACAGCUAAUAAUCAAAUAGAUGACUAUGGAGUGGAAAGGAUGUGGAAGAUGAGCAAACCAGCAACAAGAAAGAGAAAGAGCCAAAUUGCUUCUGCGGUUGAGGAGGCACUUAGCACUGCUGACUUCAGUGACUGCACAGCUCAGACAAGGCAGUCUCUGUCAUGCUGGAAUCCUGAUUUUCUGGGUUUCAACCUAAUAGAGCAUCUUCUUUGCAACAUAUGUGAAAACAAGAGACCUGGUGCUGUUUUAGUUUUUAUGACUGGGUGGGAAGAUAUAUGCUCCCUGAAAGAAAAGCUUCAAGCUCAUCCUGUACUUGGAGAUACAAAUCAAGUUAUAGUGUUGGCAUGCCAUGGUUCUAUGGGCAGUGCAGAACAGAAAUUAAUUUUUGACAAACCUGAGGAUGGAAUACGGAAGAUUGUCUUAGCCACCAAUAUUGCUGAAACCAGCAUUACAAUUGAUGACAUAGUAUUUGUUAUCGACUGUGGAAAGGCAAAGGAGACGUCAUAUGAUGCGCUAAAUAACACUCCUUGCCUGCUUCCUUCCUGGAUUUCAAAGGCUUCUGCUAAACAAAGAAGAGGUAGAGCAGGACGCGUUCAGCCGGGAGAAUGCUACCAUCUCUAUCCAAGAUGUGUGUAUGAUGCUUUUGCAGACUUUCAAUUGCCUGAAAUUCUAAGGACUCCUCUGCAGUCCCUUUGUUUGCAAAUCAAGAGUUUGAAACUUGGCAGUAUCUCCGAGUUCCUAUCUAGGGCAUUGCAAUCUCCAGAGUAUCUUGCGAUUCAAAAUGCUAUAGAAUACCUAAAGAUCAUUGGGGCUCUAGAUGAGAAUGAGGAUUUGACUGUUUUGGGGCGCUACCUGACCAUACUUCCCAUGGAACCCAAACUUGGGAAAAUGCUUGUUCUUGGUGUUAUUUUUAAUUGCUUGGAUCCAAUUUUAACUAUAGUUGCAGGUUUAAGUGUCCGUGACCCUUUCUUAGCUCCAUUGGAUAAGAAGGAUUUGGCGGAAGCAGCAAAAGCACAGUUCUCACAUGAGUACAGUGACCAUCUUACUCUUGUCCGGGCAUAUGAGGGUUGGAAGGUUGCGGAUAGAGAUCUCAAUGGAUAUGAUUAUUGCUGGAAGAACUUUUUGUCUGUGCAGUCAAUGAAAGCCAUUGAUUUGCUCCGUGAGGAAUUCUACUCUUUGCUAAAAGAUGUUGGUCUUGUGGAUAGCAAUCCAACUACUUGCAAUGUUUGGAGCUAUGAUGAGCAUCUCCUGCGAGCAAUCAUUUGUUAUGGCUUGUGUCCUGGAGUUUGCUCUGUUGUGCACAAUGAGAAGUCCUUCUCCCUGAAAACAAUGGAUGAUGGUAAAGUGCUUUUAUACUCUAACUCAGUGAAUGCACGUUACUCAAGAAUCCCAUAUCCAUGGCUUGUCUUCAAUGAAAAAAUUAAAGUGAACUCUGUCUUUCUGCGGGAUUCCACUGCUGUAUCAGAUUCAAUGUUGCUCUUAUUUGGUGGUCGCAUCUCAAAAGGAGAUACGGAUGGACAGUUGAAAAUGUUGAAUGGAUACUUGGAGUUUUAUAUGGAUCCUUUGAUAGCAGACCUAUACCAGAGUUUGAGGAGAGAGCUUGACAACUUAAUUCAGACCAAGCUCCUUUAUCCCACAAUGGGAAUACAUUUCUCUCAUAAACUGAUUUCUGCAAUUCGUUUGCUGAUCUCACAAGAGGAAUGUGGAAGCAGAUUUGUAUUUAGCCAUCAGGGACAUAUGCAUUCCAUUCAUUCUAUCGGUGCAUCAAUUUUAGCCACUGAUGCAAAUAGAAAACCAAUUUUGGUAUGCAAUACAGAGAGUGGCCCUGGAGGAGAUAACUCGAAGAGCCAACUACAGACAUUACUCACUCGGGCAGGCUAUGCUGCACCCAGAUACAAGACCAAUCAGCUAAAGAUCAACCAAUUUCGAGCUAUUGUGGAAUUCAAUGGUAUGCAGAUAGCUGGGCAACCUUGCAACAAUAAGAAGCAGGCAGAAAAGGAUGCUGCAGCUGAGGCUCUGCGGUGGCUGCUCGGAAGGAAUGGAGAUGGAGUGGAUCAUGAUUUUAUUGACAAUAUGUCAAUGCUGCUAAAGAAAAGCAAGAAGUCUCACACAUAAUGGUGGAAAGGAGGGUGCAACGAAUUAUAUAAAAGCAGCAAUAAGCUGAUACUGGUACGCGCAGGCACAGCCUCGGGUAUGGAUCCUGGGUAAGCACAGGUUCAGCAUGAUCAUAAAGCAGAAAGCUGAUAAGCUGGAGUUGGAAUCCUUCGUAGUUGUACUUCAUACCUCUGAUCGUGAGGUGAGUCUAAUUGCAGCAGAUAUCUGUUGGGAUAGACUGAAUGACUUGACUACUGGCUUAUGUUGUGUUGUGUUCUGUUGGCUUGGGAUUACCACCUAUUUUAGUUAGGGAGAGAAAGGAUGAUUGAUUGAUUGGCUUCACCCUUCACUCGAAUGCUAAUCCAAUUGGUCCUCCCAUUCCUUCCUAUGUAUGUAUCUAUGUAUGUAUACAAGGGAUUGUUAUUGCAUUGGAACAUAUGCGCGCAUAUAUCAUAUGAUGGGUGCAGGCAGCACCUUGGUCUGAAAUGGGGAUGCGGAUGGGGAAGGGCCUCUCGAUAGUUGGCAUGUGUGGCCUCUGAAUGAGACUGGCUUGACCCACUAUGGGCUGCUACAAGCUGACAAGGAAAUUCUUUCUCAUUGCGCCUAAAUUUUGAGUGUUGGUGUGUUUUAUUCUUCAUAUGAAUUUUAAGAAAACAAUAUGGCCGGUAUUUUGUGUAAGGAAAGCCAUUCAAAUAUAUCUAGGAUGGUUUGUACAUUCUGAUGUUUUCAUUAUCUCCCAAUUCCCACCAAAAUGCACUAGAUUCAUGUAGCUCUGAAAUGAGCAUGCAGUAUGACCAUUCAAAGGGAACUGAGAGACAGCAGGAUCUUAUUAUUAUC